Messenger RNA from Hypoxylon trugodes, 3190 nucleotides. RefSeq lists its product as uncharacterized. Gene Ontology annotation, molecular function: protein binding. NCBI's taxonomy places the organism in Eukaryota, Fungi, Ascomycota, Sordariomycetes, Xylariales, Hypoxylaceae. The coding region runs from base 345 to 2951 and encodes 868 amino acids. The record is from RefSeq and is a predicted model, not a curated record. The transcript has 3 exons.
AUCCAUGAUGUAGUGGACCAAGAGUCCAUGUCACCCAGUUACAUUCUGAAUCGGUAGUCCUAGGUACCUAACUAGACAUGUUACAGUAAAUCCCGGUGCUUGUUGUACCCCUAAGUAGCAGCAUCUCCGUCGAGAUUGGCCCCCUUGUUGUUGUUAUGCAUUUCAACCCGCCUCUGAAAACUCUUUAAAAGCUGCCUUGUGACCUCAUGUUCAUAUAUGGGGAUGCCAUUCCCCCUCCCAUAGUCAUCACCAUGCAUAGAGUGGCGAUGCUAUUCUGCAAGGAGCGAUUUUGGGGGCUAUAUACCGUACUCUAGUAUUUCGCGAUAGCUGAAUAUAAUUUCACCAUGACUUUUACCAAAAUUUCCCACGGAAAAUCCGACCCUGGAAGCCAACAAAACACGACUGGGCGUCCGAGAUUUAAUUCCUUAAAAACGUCGGAUCGGUUAAGAGAAGGUUCGAAACUCCCAGCACUCCCGAUGGGUAGCAACAUUCGGAAAAACCGACGAUCGAUAUUCAAGGAGGUAGGGUUGAUGGAAGAGGAAGAUCAACAAGAAGGUCACCAAGAUACGACUUCUGAGACAAACGAAGAAAGCGAACCGAGCGGAAGAAUGGGGUCGACUUCAGAAACGACGUCCCCAAUCGAAAGGAAAGAUUCCAACAGGGAAGAAAGUUCGUCGGAAGGAAAAUCAAGGUGGUUCUCCAAGUUGACGCCGACGAGGCGCCCGAGAAUUAAAACUGCUACCAGUGCGCCACCUCCCACCACCGCAGGGCUUCAUAGGCUCUCCAUGAUCGCUCUGCUUAUCGCAAUUGUUCUUCCUACCAUUAGUUAUAAUAACGGCCGUCAGAAGGUUGAAAUCAGCGGCGCAGACGCAGGCGUGAUCAGGCCUCCCUCGAGCGUUAUCCUCGAGACCCGCGAGAAUAGUCCCACCGACGUAUGUACAAGAUGGGCAGGCCAAAGCGCUCUAAUUAACGGGACCGUCUAUUUCUACGGUGGCCGGUCGAAGUCUACGGGAAGUCAAACAUCAGACGAAUGGAACAAUGACUUCAUCACACUCGAUCUCACAAAAUCGUGGGAUAUCAGCUCACCAGCUCUGACUGGUCUUCCUCGACCAUCUGGUCCUCCAGCUGUAUCUCUUGGCUAUCUCUGGAACGAUUUAGACCGUCUUUACCUCUACGGCGGCGAAUUCUCCGACACUCCUGUCGCGGAACCCUCACCAAUAUCGACGUGGAUGUACGACGUCGCAUCGUCAACAUGGACUGAAUUUCAAAAUCCUAAAACAUCAGCUGGGAACUAUUCGGAUCCCGAGGGAGUUCUUGUACAACGGGCUGCAGAAGGUGCUGGCAUCUCUGUACCCGAACUCGGCGUUAGUUGGUAUUUUGGGGGGCACCUCGAUUGGGCUACUACGCCGGGGUGGACGGACCAAAUCGGGCGAGUGUAUUUAAAAAGUCUGCUUGAGUUCACACACCCCGGGUACGCCAAUUCCGGAGUUGAGUCACUCCGCUCGUCUGGCGCCCCCGCUGGAGGCGCUUAUCGUAAUAUUACGUGGGGUGGCAUCCAAAACCAAGAUGGCUUCACGGAACGAGCCGAUGGCGUCCUCGUUUAUGUACCUGGCUGGGGACCAAAUGGUAUUUUACUAGGUCUCGGUGGAGGAGUGGUUGGGGACCACGAAACUACCGACGCAUUUUCUUCUAUGAGUACCAUCGAUGUUUACGACAUCAAGACGAGUACCUGGUACCACCAAGUGACUUCUGGCGAAGCGCCCCAGGUCCGGGUCAAUCCGUGCGCAGUUAUUUUUUCGGCCCCCGAUGCUAGUUCAUUCAACAUCUAUAUGUAUGGAGGUCAGAACCUACUCCCAUACGGAAACCAAACUCAAUACACGGAUAUAUGGAUCUUAACCGUCCCUUCGUUCACAUGGAUCAAAAUCGACACAUCAACGAGCAAAGAGCCGUCUGCGCGAGCUGGCCACCAAUGCGCUGCACGAGACGGCCAGAUGGUUGUAAUCGGCGGUUAUGUUGGAACAGAAAUCGCAUGCGACAAUCCUGGCAUCUAUAAUUUUGACGCCUCAAAACUCCAGUGGAAGAACUUAUUCAAUGCCGCAGACCAUCCCGCAGAUGAUCACACUGAAAAUAGCAUCCUCGCCGGUAGUUACGGAUACAAAGUCCCCGAUAUAAUCCAAUCCAUCGUAGGCGGUUCUUCCGACGGCGGCGCAACCGCUACCCAACCCGCCUCCGGGCCAGCUACAGACGGACCCUUCAAAACCGGUACACCACCCGUAUUCACAAUCACACAACCCGGCAGCACAGCGACGGUAACCAAUAGCCCAAACACCGUCGGCACGAACCCCGCCUCUCCAGGAUCUUCCCCACCAGAAGGCACAAACGGCGGAUUAAUCGCCGCAGGCGUAAUAGCCGGCUUUGCAGGCCUCGCAGCACUCUACCUCGGAUUCUGCGCAUGGCUCUACCGUCGCCAAGUCCGGGCCUAUAAGCGACACAUGCUAGUCGCAAACCGAUACUCCGGCGCCGUCGAAGACGACAGCAAUAGUUUCACCACUCCACCCGGUGCAGGCGGUAUGCGUGAAAAGUUCUUCAAAGCGCACCGUCGCGGUUCCUCCAGCGUGGAUAGCGAGCAUUUCGGUUGGGUAGGCCAUCUCAACGAGCCAAAAUUCAUGACCGGUAGUGAUGAGCCCAGUCCCGGAACUUCAGGUUCCGGGAAUGGGUCGGGGAGACCGAGGCCUAGUGAGGAUCGGAAUCCUUGGGGUUAUGGUAGUUAUAUCAACGGCGGUAAUGGCGCGGGUGUAAGUGGCAUUGGACGUUCGAAGAGCGGUGCAAGUCGAAGUACCGCGAGUGGUGGGUCGGCUGAGGCGUUGUUGGAUGGGCGCGAGCCGAAUUUUAUUAGUGUUGUUUUGGGUCCUAGGCGUGCUUUGAGGGUUGUGAAUGGGAUGGAGGAGUGAGCCUCUUCGUCUCCUGUCCCCUCUCUUUCGUUGUUGGCUGCUUGUAAUACGUAAUAAUAUCAUGAUGGAAUGUGUUGACGAGAGAUCUAAGCGGGUGGGAAUAACAAAAGGAUAUGAGAAACGACUGAUAUGUACGAUUUUGAGCAUUCUUUUAGUUCGUCGGGCGAUUGUACGAUACCCUAUGAUGUUUGUCAAGCGAUUUGAGGUGGCGAAACAUGUAUAUACACGACCUUGAUGUG